CGCUUCUGCCCCCAGUGCGGCAACAUGUGGCAGCCCCGGGAGGCGCGCGCGACCGCCGCGCUCAUGCUCACGUGCCGCAACUGCGGCGACCCGGGCCGAAGCCGCGCGUUCCGCCCGACGUCGGCGCGCGCGUACUCGAAGGUCUACGAGAACCGGUUGAAGAAGGAGGUGUCGACGCGCCUCGACACGAUCUCCGCCGAGGUCGUCCAGGACCCGACGCUGCAGCGGUCGGACCACGUGAGCUGCGACGCCUGCGGCCACCACACGGCCGUCCUCUUCCAGGCCGAGAGCGGCGUCACCGCCGUGAGCCUCAGCCUCAUCUUCGUCUGCUGCGCGUGCGGCAACAAGUGGGUC
Messenger RNA from Aureococcus anophagefferens, 354 nucleotides. RefSeq lists its product as hypothetical. The annotation marks the transcript as partial. The transcript is spliced from 3 exons. Lineage: Eukaryota; Pelagophyceae; Pelagomonadales; Pelagomonadaceae. Gene Ontology annotation, molecular function: DNA-directed RNA polymerase activity; zinc ion binding; nucleic acid binding. Gene Ontology annotation, biological process: maintenance of transcriptional fidelity during transcription elongation by RNA polymerase II; transcription-coupled nucleotide-excision repair; transcription initiation at RNA polymerase II promoter. Gene Ontology annotation, cellular component: RNA polymerase II, core complex. The record is from RefSeq and is a predicted model, not a curated record.